This is a messenger RNA of Gongylonema pulchrum, 376 nucleotides long. Lineage: Eukaryota; Metazoa; Nematoda; Chromadorea; Rhabditida; Gongylonematidae. The record is from the annotation of a GenBank genome assembly.
GUUUCCAUAUUGGCUUAACAACAGCGGCGAAUUACGUUCGAGGAUGCUAUUAUACCAACUGGGCCCAGUAUCGCACCGGGAAAGGGAAAUUUAUGCCGGAAGAUAUCCCGAAAGGCCUAUGCACACACGUUUUGUACGCUUUCGCCAAAGUCGACAGUGCAGGCACAUCACUUCCUGUUGAAUGGAACGACGAGGACACACAGUGGAGUCAGGGGAUGUAUUCCCGAGUUACGCAACACAAGAAAAGUGAUCCUGGUCUCAAGAUACUUCUCUCGUAUGGUGGAUAUAACUUCGGCUCGCCGAUUUUCACUGUUAGUUAUCACUCUUCUAUGUUCUGUGAUGCAAUACUCACUAUAGUAAAAGUCCUUUAUUAGUC